Molecule: messenger RNA, 492 nt
Organism: Microplitis demolitor
Lineage: Eukaryota; Metazoa; Arthropoda; Insecta; Hymenoptera; Braconidae
Product: 1-phosphatidylinositol phosphodiesterase-like
Exons: 1
Coding region: 1-492 (163 amino acids)
Biological process (GO): lipid metabolic process
Molecular function (GO): phosphoric diester hydrolase activity
Source: RefSeq, a predicted model, not a curated record
AUGAUUGGUACUCAUAAUUCUGCUACAUAUAAAACUUCCAUACUGGCAGCUCAAACACAGCAAUUGAACAUAACUGAACAAUCAAAAGCAGGUGUACGAGUAUUUGACCUUCGAGUACGUAGCAUAGAGAAUGUUUUUGCAAUGCAUUAUGAUCUCGUAUAUUUGGGAAUGAUGUUUGGUGAUAUAGUGAACCAAGUGAUAGAAUAUUUGAGAGAAUAUCCAUUCGAAUUUGUGAUAAUGUUCAUGCAAAAGGAGUACGUUAGUGAAGCGAACACAAUGACAGAAUUCGAAAUUCUAGAAAACAAAUAUAUUAAGCUACGUGAUAAUCUCAUUGUACAAUUUUGUUCAGUUGACGGCAUUAUUCAAAAAGAUCGGGGUAAAAUUUUGUGGGUUCGUGGUAAUAAGGGUUUUGGGAAAUGUGCGGCGACUUUGGCUUGCGACCAGCAAAAUCUAUGGAAAGUUUCACCUACUUCUACUCGUGAUGACAAAUGA